AUUUGCUUUUGUUUAUAUUCAUCGCAAAGAUUUUUCACUUAAAUAACUUAUAGAUUCUACGUAUUCUCAAUUUUUUACAUCUUAUUUAAUAGAGUAUUGUCAUGAAACUACUUGGAAAUACAAUUGUAUUCGCCAUUGUUGUUGGUAUGUUCGUGGGUAACCUAAAAUCAAAAAAUGAAUUAUAUCAAGCAAUUUCAUAUGGCAUCAUUUAUUUCUCACAAUAUACUUCCACUAUUCUGGAUUUGUAUUGGAAUUUGGGUAUCAAUAAAAAUUUUUUUCGUUUUGCAAGUUAUACAUCAGUACCAGAAGGUUGUUUUCUCGUACAGUUAUAGUAGGUCCCCGGACAUCACAUAUAUAACUCACAUUUGAGUUUUAGCAAAUUCAAUCAAAAUUAGGUUAAACUCAUAAUUUUAGAUAGAGCAAAUUGAUUGAAAAUUAAUUAAUAGUCAUAAUUAUGAGUUUUGGCAAAUUGUGUUAAUUUUACAAAGUCAUAUUUU
Rhizophagus irregularis DAOM 181602=DAOM 197198 is the source of this 497-nucleotide messenger RNA. The record is from RefSeq and is a predicted model, not a curated record. Lineage: Eukaryota; Fungi; Glomeromycota; Glomeromycetes; Glomerales; Glomeraceae.